AUUUGAAAUACCCUACCAGCAAAGACCGUUCUUAUUAUAGCUCAAUGGCAAGCCAAGCUAGCGACACAGAUAGAAUAAGCCACCAGUGUCUUUGCUAGCGACGUGAAUGUAAUACUUAACAUUUAGUUAGUGAAUUAAUAUAACUUAUAUUUGCUCAUAUUUGUAUUGUUGGAUAUUGGAGUGGGAACCGCCAGUCGGCUGUUCAGUCCACACCAUGAAUGUUGGUUCGCAUUUACAGUAAGUUCCGUAGCUAGCUAGCUAACGUUAGUUAGCUAACUCUGCUUUUAUUUUCCCCCACCCAGCUAAUCCUGAUUCCUUGCUAGCUAACUAACAGUAGCCAACUAAUGUUAAGUAACUAUUUCCUAUUUUCCUGCUUGCUGAAUAAUACAACAUUUGAUAUUAGAGUUUCUUCGCUGAUACAACUUACAGUAAUACUUGGUUUUGAUUGACAUAAACAUAUUGUCAUCCAUGCUAGAAGUUAGCUAGCUAACAGUUAAGCAGAACAGAAGAGAAAGAGGUUCAAAACUGCGGUUGAGUUUUAAUCAAAUUCAUUUGUUUUACAGGAGCUUUGAGGAAAGUUUGAGCAACUAUACUGGAGACGACCCCCUAGAUCCAUGGGACAGGUACCGUAACUUGUGCAUGCGUUAUAUUCCAUUAUUAUCUUCAUAGAGGGGGCACCCACCAAAAGUAAACAAUUAAGGGUUAUACAUUUUUACAUGCAAAUCUCACUUGGUUUGGGAGCAACAUAACUGGAUUUUUUGUGUGAAUAUUUGUUGGUGUGUAACUAUCUUUACCAUACAUUUACAUUAUUUCAGGUUUAUUGAAUAUCUAGAGAAGAGAUUACCUGCUGAAGACUCCAAGGGGAUGUCUCUUGUGCUAGAUCGUCUAGUACAAAGAUUUCUCCAAGAGGAGCGCUACUCCAAUGACAUUCGAUACGUAAACUACUGCAUCAAAUGUGCAAGCUAUUACAAUGAGCCCAUCAAACUGUACAGCCACAUAUACAGUAAGGGUAUUGGCACCAGAGCUGCAGUCCUCUAUGUGGCGUGGGCUCAACAGUUUGAGCAGCAGGGCCUGCUUCAACAGGCUGACGCCGUCUACCAGAGAGCCAUGGAGAACCAAGCUGAGCCAGCUGACACGGUCCUUCAGCAAUACAGGUAACCUCCAACACUUAGUUAGAACGCAAAUUAUUACAUGUCAAAAUUAAGGACUCUAUUGAAUGAAACUGAUAUGAAAAGUUUUAGCCUUUCCAUGUUGUGUUUAUUGUUGAUACAUCUAAAUGUAUUCACAGGAGGUUCCAAACCAGGACUUCUAUAGGUGGGACAGGGGCAUCAGGUGAGACUGUUUUCUUCCUUGUGGACCGGUUCUUUGACUGUGGAAUUCAUAAAAGGAAACUAACGUAUCCACUAUCUAAACUGAAUUUAUUUAUGAAAACAGAAGGUGUACGGAAUCCUCUUCAGACUUCUCACUUGGUAAAUCAGCAGCAAUUCCACAGAGAGCCUAGCCCACAGUACAAGGUCAGUUACCACAUUUUUCUGUCUUCAACAUGUUUAUAAAUAGCUUCAGAUUCAUUUCUCAUGUGUUUGUUCAUAAAAAGUGAUCAACAGAGAAAUAUAUAUUUUUCUUCCACAGGACCCUGAAGGUCUAUCCCAACUCCCUGCAGACAGAACAGUUCGCAUGUAAGUCUUUAGAAAUAAAACCAAAACAUUUUCUUGUCCCUACAUUUUAUAUAUUUUUUGAGAAGUUACAUUGUAUUCCCUCUAAUGAAACAACUCUCCCGCAGAAUCUCCCGGUCUGAAAAUGUGGUGGUAAAUAAACCCAAUCAAGGCCCGGCUGUAAACUUGCAAACAGUGUCGAUGUACCGUACUGAAGACCUCGUCUGUGAAGGGUCUGAACUUUGCUUCGAGGAGGUCAGAGCCAGACGAUACUUUGUGAGACGCAAGCAAGUGGAGAAGCAGAGAGAGUUUGGUAGGGUCAUAUGACUUCCUAGCCAGCACUGUUGCAUCGCACUCCUCUAACAGAGUAGAAAUGCAAGGCUGUAUUUUAUUGUGUAGUCAGACAUCAAAAUGAACUGGCCACAUGACAUCCUUUACAGACACCCUUUAUCUAAAUCAAAUGCACCAAUGGGUGAGUGUGUACCUCACCAGUACAGUGCCAACUGUGAUUUUUGACCUAUGUUUGUUUGUUAUAUUACCAGGGGAACGUCAGAGGUUGGCUAGAGAGCAGGAGGAGGAGGUGAUGAGGAUGAACCAACUGCUGGAGGAGCUGGAGAGUAACCUCGGUGUGAGCUCUACAGGCCAGGGAAGCUCAGCCAUUGCUCCACCAGUGCAGGUAGGAGAAUCCACAUGGCUCCUUAACUUCAGAUGUUUCGAUUGUUGUGGUUCCCCUAGAAUUUGUAGGACCCUUUUUUAAAUGUGGUAUGCACUUCUGUUUUCAGGCAUCCUGCACACCUGCAACAGGACUGAAUCCUGAGUUCCUCCAACAGUCCUUUAGGCACCCUCCACUCUCAAACAACCUCGGCAUUAAACCCACUCCAGGCUUGAGACUGAACAGUGGACAGGUCCCCAGAAAAGGCACGGUGAGGGAACCUGAGGCCCACUUUCAGCACGACCGUCUCAGUGUUCCCAUCACAGACACCCUGCUCUCACAGAGGUCCUCUCCCCCAUCUGGACAGGUGGAAGAGGAAAACACCUCCCAUAGUCGCUCCCUUCACCUGCCAGAAGCACCAAUGGGUCACUUGCGUGAAUGUACAGAAGCGCCAAAACCAUCUUCAGUCGCUCCCCAGGCAUAUACUCUACAGGCCUCUCUGGUUCAACCCCAACCAGGACAAAUCCCUAAGCCUAUUGGAUUGUCAUUUGGAUCGUCCCCACAGAAGCCAGCAGCCUAUGGAUCUGAGUUGCAGCACGGGGGAGUUCCUCGCCAGGAUGUUCGCUCCCAGUCCCACCUCGGUGGCUUAGGGAACUACCUCAGCAGCAGCUUCCAGCAGCACAAUGGCAGAGAUCAUCAGUAAGUAAUAAUGAGUCAUCAUGUCUCUAGAUUAGUCCUGGUUUCAGAUGUGUAAUUAUUUGCAACCAGAAUGUAUUAUGUGUCUCUAGCCUCUUUAGCUCUGUCAGGGACGAGACGCCUCAGAGAUUUAGAUAAUGAAUUUGUUUUUAAUUAAUUGUAUCAUCUAAGCUAAUCGUUUCUCUUUGUUUUUCCAGUGAGGUGUCUGUCAGUGAAGCUACUGAGUCAGAGGUGAAAUUAGAUGGUAAGUAAAAUAUCAUAAUCUGGGCCCUUUCUUCCCCUCAUUGGUUUCCGUAUGUGAAUUAAAAGGUUUAAUUACACCGUCCCUCACUCUCUCUGUCAGUGUCACAGGGAGGGACUGGGAACCUGUCCCAUAUCACUCCUAACACUUCUCUAGGACUGGUUCAAGCCACCCCGUCCAGGGUUCUCCCAUCCCCCACAGUCAACACACGGGAGGCACUUGGUGAGUUGGGAACUCAACUCUUAUUCAUUUGCUCAAAUGAAGGCAUUUCUUCAUACAUUUAUUGGUCACUCAGUCAUAAAGUGUGUUGUGUUCAGAUAUGGUGAUUUUAAAUUCAAAGGCAGAAAAAAACAUUGGUGCUAAAAACAAUCACUUCCGUGGUGCUAUCUGCUACACCGAAUCCCUUUUUUGGUGGAGAUAUUCCAAUGUAUUACCAUACAUCUGUGUGGUAAAGGCAGUACAACCAAUGGAGAUUUAGCAUAGAGAUCCUAUUAAAUUACUAGAGGGGCUAUGUCAUAAACCUGAACAAAAGUUCCAGAAUGGGGUGAAAAUGGCAGCCAAAUUGGUCAGGGAGGAAUGAAUGUCAGUAGUGUCAUAAUCCUGAUUUUUACUUAUGCAGGAAAAUAAAAGUAAGGAAUGUGAUAUAUGUAAAUAAAUGUAAAUGUAAAUAUAUAAUUAUUGUCAACCUAAAAUAUUGUCAUAUAAUUAUAAAUAUUUUAUAAAGGUUUUAUACACAUUUUCUGUAUAAAUAGCCUCUAAAAUAUAUUUAAACAGACCAUCAAUAUCUCAGAUUAUUUUGAUUUCUUGGAAAGCUGUGAGUGCUAUUAUAUGAUACAUUAUCAGUACUUGUUGCAUUUACAACUUGUCUAAGUCCUAUCAUCAACUGAUUUCAGCCAGUAUAUGGACAAUGGCUGUGGAUUGACUAUAUUGUUUGAAUGGAAUAUUGGCAUAUUGGCAGUUAAUUUGAAAAAUGAAACUAGCUGGCUAGCUACAGUAGCUAACAAACAUACAGUGCAGAUACAUUCUUAAAAUUCAUUAUUUUACACUCUUAUCACAGCACUGGCAAACCAUGGUUGACCAACUCCCUGACCAAAAUGGCUGACCUUUUAUCAUCCCAUCAUAAGAAGGUUCAUGUCCAUUAUAGUAUUCUAAUUCCUAAUUAUAUGGUCCUUAGUAUCUCACCUCUUUACCUUCCCCUCCAGAUGCUAUCAUGGACAUGUUCCAGGCUCCAACCCUCAUGCAGGAGGACCAGUUCCCCAGCAUGCCAAUGCAUCAGGCGGAGAAGCGCUUUGAUGCUAUCUACCAGAGAAUGGGUAAUUCAAUUCCCCCUUCGAUUGGAACUUCUCAAAACCUUUGUUUCAGUCUGUAUGUCAAAUCAAAAGUGCAUUUAAAAUUGCAAAACACUUUACAGUAAAACAAUAAAAUGAGAGGUAAAAGAAAACGACAAUCAAUCAAAGGGAUGCAUAAUGGCAGGUCGCCCUUUUUUUAUUUUACAUACAGUGGUUAAAUGUCUGGUUUAUUUUUCUCAUUUUUAUUUAAAGGAGGCGCCUCUUUGUUCAGCAAGCCCCCCAGUGCAGUGCCUUUUGCCAUUUUUCAGGAUGAGAACGACAACAAGGAGAACUGCAGGUGAAGCAUGCGGUUCUUCUCCGGCAUCCCGUUUUCUUUGCUAUCUCUUUAAUUCUCAAAGUAAAUUUAUGAACACUGUUUUAUUGUGCGUUUCCUGCUCCAUUUAGUGCUGCUAUGGUGGACAAGGCUAAGCCACCAAGGGCCCUAGCAGAAAUCCCUUUAUCUAAACCAGAGAAACAAAAUGUAAGUGCACAAUUACAUGGUGACAUACCCAUUUCAUUCAGCAAGGGCUCAAAGAAUAAUGAUGGUUGGGUUAUUUUAAGUUGUGUACACAAUGCAAACCUUUAUCGUUUCGUGUGUGUGUUUGCUCAGGAAUCUCCGUCGGAAUUGAUACCAGAUGAGAGCACUAUGUGGGGAGCACGCUACAACUCCCUCAACUCCCUGGCCAACUGCCCCAACAGCACCAGAGACUUUUCCCUGUCGGCCCACCUGGUCUCCACGCCCUUCCAAAAUAAAGCUCCUUCCUCCUGGAACUUUGAGCAGGACCAAGGUAGCCCUCUAUCUGAGCUCAUUCAUAGGAUGCAUGCAUCCCAAUUACCACCAUAGGGCACUGGGCAAAAGGAGUGCACUACAUAGGGAAUGGGGUGCCAUUUGGGAUGCAACCAUAGGCUGUUCAGAAAUCAAAUGCCCUCACCUGACAUAAGGUGUCUGUAGUUCAGAACAACAAUGUGGUCUAAAGCAAGUACUUGACCUUUUUUGGCUCUGUUUCUUUCUCCUCCCACUAGAAAAUGAUCACCCCAGAGGCUUUAGUGGUCCAGAAGAGGGGCCUUUCCUGCGACAGCCCACAAAACUCAGGUACUUACCGGAAACCUGAUAUUGUAGACUACCAGUAACUGCAUUGUACUGUAUGUUUUCACUCUGAAUGCUUGUUGGUCAACGAUUUUGAGGUGUAGUCAAGUGUUUAGGGCAAACACAUGUAGUUGCAUCCAUGGCGAAGAUAAUGAGUUUGUUUCCCUCCCUCAGCCCUAUUAUAGAGCAGAGCCCACCUGAUGGGCUAUCUGAGACCGGCGCUGAGUGCUCUAUGAGGGCACAGGGCUUUGCUGAGCAGGGCACCAUCGUGGGGGAAGGGCUGGCCCAGGCCCAGCGAAGCCUGGCUACCUGCUCCAUGACUGAGGUGCAGCAUCAUGCCCCGGCCACACUGUCCUUCAGAGACCAGACUGCCCCACUGUCUCAUACUGAGGGGGCAGGGGCCAAAAGCCCUCCUCCCAAGGCCUCUAAACCAGACUGGGAUGUCUAUGUGAGCCCAGAGCAGUCUUUAAAGCCAGCCUGUCCUCUCUCACAGCAUGCAUCUGUGGCAGAGGCAUCCCUUUCAAAGAGCCAGAUCUAUGCCCUCAAAUCCAACUUUGAUGUCUCAACUAGUCCAGAGAAAGCCCCAACGCCUGCCUUCGAUAUCCCCAUGAGCCCGGAGUGUGCACCCAAGCCAGACUGGUUAGUGGUCAAAAGCCCAGAGGUUGGCGUUGAACCCGACCUGGACUUGGAUGCCUUCAUGAAUCCCCGUCAGGGUCAGAGAACAGAUGUCUUCCCUCUGAAGACCAUGGACAUCCCAAUGAGUCCAGAACCAUCUAAGUUUAGCUUGGAUGGUACCAUGAGUCCAGUCCAUCCGUCAUUAAGGUUCAGAAUGGAUAUUCCUAUGAGUCCAGCUCCAGAGGUGAGGUACGGCAUGGAUAUUCCUAUGAGCCCAGACCAAGGGUCAAAGGUGAACAUGGAUGUGCCCAUGAGUCCAGCAGUUCAAGAGGCAGUGGCUGUAGCGCAGUUCUCCGACCCCUGGGAUGAGGAGCUGAUCUCCUCCCUGCUCUCCAAACUGCCCAUGCCACUCCCCUCCCAGCCAAACUUCAUCACCUGGCAGUGCAAAGUCCCUAGCAUCGCACCCAAGAUGACCAUCAAAAUGGGUAAGAAAGUCUUGGUGUGUUUACAGGCAGUGACUUUAAAAACAAUUUCACCCCAUUUUUAAAAUCUGAAAAUCGCUGUGAUGGUCAUCCACAGGUGAAGGCUCCUUACGGGUUGACUGCAUCCUCGGACAGGGUGCCUUUGCCACGGUCUACCAGGCAACUGACCUGACAACCUCAGAGAAGAUGAUUUUAAAGGUAGGAUGGAUCUUGACUUUAUAUUAAUUUUAACUUGGUGACUCCACUGACCUUUCAUGAAAUGAGUAGUGACUGUUUUGGUGCUGCCAUUAGUAAGGCCUGAUAACAUGACGGCUUUAUAGUGACCUUAUCCUCACAAUUCAUGCAUUCCUAUUGAAUGCUUGAUUGUCAAUUCUUGUAUGUGUCUUGAUCUGUACACGUAGGUGCAGAAACCAGCCAAUCCGUGGGAGUUUUACAUCAACACUCAGCUGAAUGCCAGACUGCAGCCCAGCGUGCGCCACCUCUUCAACAACUUCCACUCUGCCCACCUCUUCCAGAACGGCAGCGUGCUAUUGGGCGAGCUCCACAACUGUGGCACCCUAUUGGUGGGUAGUAACCCCUCUUCAUCACCCACCAGACUUUAUCAAUCAAUUGAACAUCAGGGCUACAUCUCAAAGUGUGCACUUGUUCACUUCCCUUCACUGAUUUGAAAGGAAAUGACUGGUAUUAAAAAUAUGAUGGAAACUCUCUGUAGCCCAUGCCUCUACCAAUCCAAUGCUUUUAGAUUUGUGGGAAGUAAUGAACAAGUUUACACUUCAGGAGAAAUAAAAUAUAAUUGGGAUGCACCCAAAAAGAGGCCACACCGGAGCACUAAAAGGAGUUAAACACGUUUAUUAUUCCCCUCCAGAACGCUGUGAACCUGUACAAGAACCUGAGUGACAAGGUGAUGCCCCAGCCUCUGGUGAUUUACUUCACUGUCUGCAUCCUGCACAUGGUGGAACAGCUGCACAGCAUCCGCAUCGUUCACGCUGACAUCAAACCAGACAACUUCCUGCUGGGAGAUAGGUAGGGAUGGCUCCUUACUGGUGGUCAUGUCUCUGGGAAUCUUUAGUAAUGGAUGGAUGCAGUACUCUACCAGGGAUUACCAGUGGCUCUUCACUGUGCUAAUUGUUUGCCUGUUGUGUUUUAGGUUCCUGGAGAACAAGUCUUUUGACCCAGAUAAUCUGGAUCAUGGCCUUGCCCUGAUUGACCUGGGUCAGAGCAUUGACAUGACUCUGUUCCCAGAGGGCACUUCGUUCACCGCCAAGUGUAUGACUUCAGGCUUCCAGUGUACAGAGAUGCAGAGUGGGAGACCAUGGAACUACCAGGUAAAGUGUGUCUGUCGUGUCAAGUGCGUGUCCUCUAGUGAUAUGGUGGAUGUCCGAUACGACCUGUUGAGAAUAUUAACUACGUUUCUUUGUGUUUUAGACGGACUACUUUGGAAUAGCUGGAACGGUGUACUGCAUGAUUUUUGGAACAUACAUGCAAGUAACACAGGAGGGUGGUGUGUGGAAGACAAACUCAGUGUUUAGAAGGUAACCAUUGAGGAGGAGUGCUAAUGGCUUUUUAUGGUUUCACUGGUUGUGGUUGUGUAAAAAACAUAUUUUUUGCUCUCUGUAAUCACUUGAAUAUUUUUGUUUGCAUUUUGAAAACAUCUCCGCCUUUUGACCCAAAACAUCUCCUCUCCAGACAUCCCCACAGUGAUCUGUGGACAGAGUUCUUCCACACUCUGCUGAAUGUGCCUGACUGCAGUUCCCUGCCCUGCCUGCGGAGCCUGCGCAGUAGACUGAGCACUGUGCUCCAACAGAACUACAGCAACAAGCUGCCAUCGUUGAAGACCCGCCUGGUCAUCCAGCUGUUAGAAAGUAGGUCGGCACGGAGAUAGAACUCCCUGGGUGCUGUUCAGGAGGUAUAAAAUGAAUGAAAGCGGUCUGAAACUGAGUGGAACAAGGAGAUGCUGUGUGAACUUGUCCACUAAGAAACACUUGUUUUUGUUUUCGGUAACAAAACGUUGUAAACACGACCCUGGAUUGGUAUUACUGCCAUGUCUCAUCUCUACACCAUUUGUAAAUACAAAAGAUUUACUUUGAAUUGGGUACCUUGAAUAACCUUUAUGUAUUUUUUGUGAUAACUUUUUGCCCAUUUGUAAAUUACAUAAAUAGGGAGAUUGAUGUUAUGGUGUAU
Coregonus sp. 'balchen' is the source of this 8934-nucleotide messenger RNA. Lineage: Eukaryota; Metazoa; Chordata; Actinopteri; Salmoniformes; Salmonidae. The record is from the annotation of a GenBank genome assembly.